Plasmopara halstedii is the source of this 1173-nucleotide messenger RNA. RefSeq names its product fad-dependent oxidoreductase. Gene Ontology annotation, molecular function: (S)-2-hydroxy-acid oxidase activity; (S)-2-hydroxyglutarate dehydrogenase activity. Bases 1 to 1173 code for a protein of 390 amino acids. The transcript is spliced from 4 exons. Gene Ontology annotation, cellular component: mitochondrion. The record is from RefSeq and is a predicted model, not a curated record. Lineage: Eukaryota; Oomycota; Peronosporomycetes; Peronosporales; Peronosporaceae.
AUGAUUCCAAAGACUCUCGUGGUAGCUGGUGCAGGCGUUGUAGGUCUUGCAAUUGCACGAACAGCAGCUUGUCGAGGAUUACAAGUAUUUGUUCUUGAGAAAAAUGCCUUUGUGGGACAGGAGACAAGUGCACGCAAUAGUGAAGUUGUCCAUGCGGGUAUCUACUACACUAAAGAGAGCUGGAAAGCUCGACUCUGUAUCAAAGGACGAGAACAACUCUAUGCUUUCUGUGAUGAAUAUAAUGUACCGUAUCUCAAGUGUGGCAAACUCAUUGUAGCUCACUCGCAUCAAUUGAAGCAACUGCGAGCGAUUCUCAAACGUGGACUAGCAAAUGGUGUCACUGACUUAAAGCUUUUGACACAAACUGAAGCACGUGCUAUUGAACCAUUUGUAAACUGUGACGAGGCAAUAUUCUCACCUUCAACGGGUAUUGUUGACUCUUAUGGAUUUAUGAUGGUAUUACAAAGUGAGGCAGAAAAUUAUGGUGCUGUUGUGGUACCGAGGACAAAAGUCCAAAGCGGGUUGUUCAAUUCAAAAUCGAAAACAUUUUUGAUUCAAGCAGUACAAGGAGGUGACAAUGACAUACAAGAGGUAGAAUGUGACUAUUUUGUUAAUGCUAUUGGUAUGUUUGCACCGACUUUACUGGACAAAGUCGUUGUAUCGGAUCGAGAGAUUUUCAAGUUUAAAAAACCUACUCUUCCGGAUCUCUUUGCGAAAGGAACGUACUUGAAACUUCGCGAAACGAAUCGUCCAUUCACCCAUCUAAUAUACCCGAUUCCUGAGGUUGGUGGACUUGGUGUACACGCAACAAUUGAUCUGACUGGAAAUGUUCGCUUUGGUCCUGAUGUUGAAUGGAUCAAUGAAAUUGAGUAUCGACCAAAUCCUUUGAAAGCCGACAAAUUUGCUGAUAGAAUUCGUGAUUAUUGGCCGGAUAUUCAUGCUGACAUGUUAAACGCUGACUAUUGUGGUAUUCGACCGAAAAUUGCAAUUGAUGGCAAAAUUUUGGAAGAUUUUUACAUUGCGGAUAAGUAUACACACCGCAUUCCAGGCCUUGUGCAUCUAUGUGGUAUCGAAUCGCCUGGACUAACUGCCUCACUUGCUAUUGCCGACACAGUUGUCAAUAUGUUGCAAGAUAGCGAUGUGAACUCUCCAUCUAUUCAUUACCAGCUAUAA